GUAUUCUGCUUAUUGAUUAAUCCAAACGGAGAAGAUUGGCUUUCAGAGAACGAAAGAGAAGGAGGGAGAAAUUUAUCGGAAGAAAAGAAGCUCCGACAAUCGGACAGUCAGGGGUUUUACGACUUCUGGCGUUGUGAUCGUUGACGAAGGAAGAACAUGAAAUUGUGAAUCAUCCUGCUGUUCUUCGACGCAAGUAUUUGAAGAUCCGUACACACGGUUGUUGUUCAUCUCGUUCUGUGGAUUGAAUCUGUGGAAGGAGUGUUACGACGAAUCUUCAAUCGAUGCGGUCCUUGUAGAAGAAGAAUAAUACAGGUAAACUUCAGAUCCUUGGUCGACAUGGGUACAUAAGCAAGCAUGAUUAUUUUGAUCAUCGGCCUGGUAAACUUCAGAUCCUUGGUCGACAUGGGUAAAUAAGCAAGCAGAGCAUCGUCAAUCUGUCUUCUGGUAUUGUUUGUAGGGGUUUCGGAUACUCUCUCUUUAUUUUUAGUUACCGGAUCUAUGGUUUGCGGAAAAUUCUUGGCUCAUCCACUUGCCCUUGUGUAUAAGAUAGGCUGUGAAGUCAAUUCUUCUUGUGCAGUUGUUGUGCUUCAUGUUAUGUGAAGCCAAUUCUUCUUGGUACAUAAGCAAGCAGAGCAUCGCCAAUCUGUCAUCUGUUGGCAAUUGGCAUAGGACAUUAGAGGCGUGAAUAAUAUUACCAUCACACAGAGGAAAUUCAUUUUAUCAAGCAUCUAACAAGAUUGAGAGAACGAGUUUUUAAGUAGUAGUUGUGCUGGCACCUCUUCCCUGGUGUCGGGUGGCAAUCCAGAAGUAACAGUGUCCUGCAAUACUUCUGCUGGACUGUCAGUUGAUGGAAUAGGAAUUGUUGGAUCUUUAUCUACGAGCGUGAUGAGUACAGUAGGAGUAGAACUUAAUAAUUAUAUAAAUCCUGGGUGGACAUGGAAGACAGUAACAAAAGGCUAUAGGAGUGCAACCAGACGCACCAGAAAAUCAGUUGCUAGAAACUGGAUGAUGGGUUUCAGGCUUGCUGACAGAAGUGCUGAAAAGGCAGAUGAUGCAUUAGUUUCUGACACUGAGAAGCUUGGUGUUGCUGUUCUUGGACGACGUUUUGGUGACAAAGUUGAGCAUGUACCAAUUAAGAAGAGGAAAAUUAUUUUCCGCUCUCCAUCACCACCAUUCAACAUUGAAGUUACGGAGCAGCCUGUAAACUUUGAACACGGUUCUGAUCAAUUGUCUUCUGUGAAUUCUGGUAGUAGGCGGCAACGUAGGGCACUCAAUGGUUCUGUUGCAACAAGGAACAGCUAUAUAGGUGACCGAGAGAUUUUAGAAGGAAAUGAACAGAAGUUUGUUUACAGUGAUGACUUUUCAGGUAUCGAGAUUCUUGCCUCUGUGGCCUGCAGUGACGGCAUUGAUGUUGGUGGUGAUAAUCGAGAGGACAACUCAUCAGUGGAGGGAUUGACUAGGGAACAAAUUGAACCAUCAAUUUCUACAGUGCCCUUGGAAGAAACCAUUGCAUCAUCUGAAAUCAUUAAUACCUCUCCGAAUGAAAGUGCUGGUAAAGAUAUCGUAACGUGCUCAUCUUUUCAGGAUGGUUCUAGUGUACAAAAGUAUCACGAUGCCAGUGAUGAUAUGUCAACAAAUCAACCUUUGCCUGUUCAUGACCAUCGGUUGCAUUGGGACUUAAAUGUUGUGACAGAUGCUUGGGAGCAACCUUGUGAUAUGAAUGGCGAUCCACAGAAACCUGAAGACACAAAAGAUGACCUUGUUGACAGGGUGGUUUCCAUUGAUUUGUUUCGGCAUGUUACCACACACUCAGAAUUGAUAGGCUCAGACGCUGAUGAUCAAAAAAUAAAUGUGGAGGGACAGGAACCGGAAACGUGCUUUGUCCUCGAGGGUAAUACUGACCUAUUUGCUGCUACUCUUAAUGACCUUGAAUGCUCAACAGAAUCUCUUUCCUCCAUAAAAGCUUCUGCUGAGAGUGUGGGCAAAAACAUUGAUGUUGAUGUUAAUAAUUCAAGUAAAGGUGUUUACAUGGGAAGUAUGGCUGUGUCACCCUCCCACACUACUGUCAAGCAGAUGACAGGAAGUUGUGCUUUGGAGAGUGAGGUUUUGUGUGCACACAGUGUUCAGCCCAAGCCGACUGAUGUUGUUUCUUGUCCUGUACGAGAUGUAGAUACGGAUCAUUGCAAGAUUGACAAAAAUAUCCUAAAUGAAGACGGAGAGGAGUCUGGAGGAGGAUCUGACAUGCAUAUUGAUGAUGCCAAGGAUUCCCAAGAGAUGAAGACUGGUUCUGCUGGUGUCGAGACUUCAGUUAGAGCAGGUGCAGGUGAUUGCUGUGGUUCACCUAUGUGUGAAAGUAUUCAUGCAUCAAGUGCUUCUGCAGAUACUAUUGCUGAAAUUAAUUCUUCAGUACAUGCUGAAUCCGAGGAGCUGAUGCAAAAAUCUCAUGGAGGUUCUGUUGCUGUUGUAGAGGAAUGUCAAGUAUAUGGUAAUGGCCCUUCAAGUGGCUCUUGCAAGGUCGGUAAAGGAGAUCCUUGUGAUGACUCAUAUGAUUCUGAUGUUUUUCAAGAUGAUACGGUUCACAUUGCCGGGAAGGAAAACUCUAAGGUACUCCAAGCUGGUUAUGAUUCUCAAUUUGAGGAUGGUGAGUUGAGGGAAGAGGAUUUGCACUACUGGGAGGAAAGCGAAGGUGAAGACGGAGAAGUGGAACAUGUGGAUUAUGGGUCUGAAUUUGAGGAAGAUAGGUUUUGUGGCAUGGGGGCAGAAAGUAAUCAGAAGAAAAUUAAGGUUGAAACUGGAUUGAGUCCAGCUACUGAUGAGGUGAUAAAACAUAUUGAACUUUGUGCCAAAGGAGAUGACUCAAGAGAAAAACCCUUGAGCCUGGAUAAAAGAAUUGCAGAUAUGUCUGAUGGCAGCAAAACAAAGAAACAUACUGAUGAUUGUGUGGAUCAGCAUGAUGUUAAAGAUUUCCGUUCAAGAGUUUGUGACUUUAGGGCAUGCAAGAGGGAGUUGCUGUCACGAAUUGAGGGGCCAUUAUCAUCUGACACCUUACAUAGAAAGGAUCCUGUAUUUUUUACUCGGAGCAGGGAGGCUUGUGUGGACAAAUUCGUAGGAAGGGAUAGACGUGUCAGAAGCCCCAUGCGCAGUAACUUCCUAAAUUCUUCAGGAGUCUACUGGGAGUCAAAACACCGCCAGUCACCUACUUAUUGUGGCUCUUACACUUCGGGGCUUCCUAGACCGAGAAGUAUUAUUGAAGGCCGUGGAUAUAGAAUGGUCUCAGAUGACAUGGUUUUGGAAGGAGCGGAGGAGGCUGGAUUUGAGAAUCGUACACGCAGGCAAACCUGGAAUUCUUCUAAUGGUGUCUAUCGGCCCCUUAUUCGAAGGAGACCACUGGCUGAAAGAGAGGAUGCUUAUGAUGUGGAUACAGGAAUGGUACAUGUGAGAGCCACGAGUCCUAGGAGUCAUUUGAGAAGGUAUCCACAAAGCAUCAGGAGAGGAAUUCGGGAGGAUUAUCACAGGUCCGUUCCUGACAACUCUACUGAAUACUCAAAUCGUGUGCCACAUCGUUUUGCUAGAAGAGAUAGAAGCCUUACUCCCCUUACUGGGGGGCGACCUCAUUAUAAUUUUCCCUAUAAAAAAUCACCAUCAAGAUCCAGAAGGCGCACACCCAGUGCAUGGUUCUCAUCAAGAGAGCGAAGUGAUGGAGUGAGACAUCGCAGCAGGUCUCCUGUUUUAAGAUCUAAUGGUAGAGUUGAUAGGGAAAGGUUUCCAUUUCAAAAGCGUUUUGCAGCAGAUUAUGAAGAAAGUUUUAUGUCACGACCACGGGGGCAUGUCUCACCACAUGAUUCCAGAUGGUUUGAUGAACGAAACGAUGCUUUAGAGCCUUUCAGGGGCCGAAAAUCACCUGUGAGGACAUUCAGGCAAAGCCACAUAUUUGAUUCAGUGCGUGGGGCAGGAAGAUUGAAUUCUGAUGAGAACUUUAGACCUGCGAUGCGCCUGAGAAGGUUUUCCGAUAUUCCUAGUGCUGCAAGGGGUUGUGAAUAUGAAGGCAGUGAUGAUGAAAGAAGAAAAAGAAGCAACAGAUAUGAGAUGAAUCGAGCGAGGCCAUAUAAUGCAGAUGGUAUUUUGCGGCAGCGUUUCCAGUAUAAUGUUGAAGACUCAUUUAUGGUUGAUGGUUCUAAUGACUAUGAUGGUUCCAACAAGGUUACCGAGAGAAGACCUAGGGAUGCAGUUAGAAGAUCUGGCGAGGAGUAGGUAUUUAUGGUUUUGGGUUAUUUUGUCACUGGGUGGAUUAGUUAUUCUUCUUUUCUUUUUUUUCCUGUUAGAAUGUUCUUUUUCUUUUUCGCUGGAUUCAUCCCAAGUCCGUCGGUUUUUCUUGGUGGCGGUCCUUUUGGAAUCAUUUUCACACUCGUCUAUCAUCUUAGGUGGAUUUUUUCUUUCUUUUUUCUUUUUCCAAUCUAUACUAGGUUUUGAUGUUAUGUUAUUUACUUACCAUUUCUGACCAGUUUUUUAUAGCCUACUCUGGCUAUUAUUGUAGUCUCCACUUGAGGCCAUUAAGAAGAUAUAGUGAUAAUAGCUUCAAGUGCCUUUUUAGUUUUUUCAAUGCUUUAAUGAGAAGUUCAGUUUUCUAUGUU
Molecule: messenger RNA, 4631 nt
Organism: Tripterygium wilfordii
Lineage: Eukaryota; Viridiplantae; Streptophyta; Magnoliopsida; Celastrales; Celastraceae
Exons: 5
Coding region: 886-4251 (1121 amino acids)
Source: RefSeq, a predicted model, not a curated record